Molecule: messenger RNA, 1202 nt
Organism: Anopheles arabiensis
Lineage: Eukaryota; Metazoa; Arthropoda; Insecta; Diptera; Culicidae
Exons: 2
Coding region: 412-816 (134 amino acids)
Source: RefSeq, a predicted model, not a curated record
CCUGGUUUUGUGUUUUUUUCUAAAGCCUCGAUGCCCAAUUGUUCUGUAUGACGACACCUCCUUUCUACCCACUUUGAUGACGACACCUCCUUUGUACCCACUUUGAGCAACACCCAAGCAACACGGUGGGAAGGGGAAACAAUUCGCGGCCCUUCAUAACGGUAGAUUGUUUUCAUCCCGUUGCUCCAAUUCAAACAACACCUUUCCCAAGCAGGCUGUGUGUGCUUCUCCAUUCCGUCUCACUGAUUUUUGUUUUCGCACUUGCCUUGGUUGUAGCCUCACACCUCAUCCUAGGGGGACUUCGUAGGGCGGUUCGGGAGCGAUGGUUAAUAGAAACAUAAAAGAAGAAUCAACAAUAAAAUUCCAGCAGCUAUCAUACGAGAAUGAAGGCAACAACAGUGCGCCAGAAGCAUGAACCAACGCCACUCAGCUGAAGCAUCCUGCCCGAAAGCAAAGCGCAAUGGAAAAGACCGGCAGACGGAAAGCAUCCCCAGUAAAACCAUGAGCAACGAGCCAGGCACCGGCCGGGGGACUAUCCCCAACAAACCGUCGGACACUUCCGAGCACGACGCCGUCAACGUCCGGUUCGUCGAACGGCGGGAGCCGGAGCGAGCGUUCUGUCUUUCCUGUCGGUCCGAGUUUACCUUCUCGCUGCUGAACGACAUCAUCCAGCACUAUCUGGACCGGCGGCACGAACCGUGCUGCCGCUGCCUGUACUGCGACGGGCCGAUGUACCGGUACCGGGACGGGAAGGGACAGCUACAGUACUAUCACGACUGCCAACGGUGGAGACGCCACCUGGACCGUGCGCCCUGAGGCGUGGAAGGAUAAAUUCGGUCGAAUGCCGCUGUGGAAGUUUGACACAAUUUAUACCGUUUACAUCACUCAAAUGUUUCCGGGUUGCCGUCUGUGUCGUGCAAGCAUUCCAAAAUAGGCUUCGGAGAAAACUAUUCCCUCAGUUUUAAAAUCGAUCCUAUGACUACUGCGAUGACGAGUGUGGUUGGCAGAGCCGGCGUAGGGAAAUAAUGUAAUCAGUUGCUUUAAAUUAUUUUUCUAUGUUUUGUACAGGUUGAACCUUAAGCUUUCUCAGCUAGUUCUGCAGUUGCGUGAGAGUUAAGCGUAAUUGUAAAGGAUUCAAUUCCACAUAUCAAUCGAUCUCUAUGAGAAGUGUAAAAUAAUAAAUCGAACAUGGACGAAUAUCA